Molecule: messenger RNA, 1193 nt
Organism: Bactrocera tryoni
Lineage: Eukaryota; Metazoa; Arthropoda; Insecta; Diptera; Tephritidae
Product: transferrin-like
Exons: 3
Coding region: 1-1092 (363 amino acids)
Source: RefSeq, a predicted model, not a curated record
AUGUUCAAACAAUAUUUUGUUUCAGUAAUACUUUUGCUUUUCAUAGCAGCGGAGGCUCAGUUUCGGCCAGGUGGUCCAAAUCGUUUCGGGCCACCACGUCUAGGAGGUCCAGGACAGGGAGGCGGAGGACCCGGCGGCCCACCACCUUUUGCAUUCCAACCACGUCCGGGUUUGCCUGGACCAGGACCUAGACCACCAGGACCACGACCAAUACCACCACCAGUUCCACAACCACCACCAGUGCCACAACCACCACCACCAACACCGCAACCACAGCCCCAACCACAGCUGGAUAAUCUGCGCCUCUGCACUUUCACGCAGCUGGCACAAAAUAAGUGUCUCUACACGCUGCAGGCGGCUGCCAACGCUUCCAUUGAUCUCAAGUUGCAGUGUGUACAAAAUAGUUCCUUCGACGCCUGCCUAAGUGCGAUCCAAACGUCUGCGGCUGACUUGGUGGUGGCCGAGGAUCAUGAGUACAUGGCAGCGCGUGCCGCCAAUCUAACAACGGUACUGUAUGCGCACGAGCACCUUACCGACUACUACGUGGCUGUGGCGCCCAGCAACAUUACACUGAUCGAACUGGAUGAGGCGGCUAUAGAUGUCAACGUGUCGAAUCAUCGCGCUUUCGAUGCCGCCGCUUUCUUCAAUCUCCAACGUGGUCAUGACAUAUGUCGGCAGUCCGCCCGUGACACUGUUACCAUUCAGAUUCUGAAUACGGCGGAAUACAAUGCCACCGGAGAUGAGCUGCUGAUUUGCGCCAAUCGCUCGGUGGCCGAGUGGAGUGCUUACGGCACGUGCAACGUCGAAGCAAGUUUGGAGCGCGCAGUUUUCGCUGCAAAGCCUUUGGCGUCCAAUGUUGGCUUCAGGUGUCUCGUGCAAAGCACUUUCGAAAGAAUUCUAAACAGUUUCGGUCCGACAAGCACUAUUUGGAAUUUCUUUGCCGAUUUCCAAAAUACAUCCGAUGUUAUUUUCAAGAAUAACACAAUUGGAUUUUCGCAAAGUCCCAUUAUCAGAAAUGGCGUCACUGAGCAAGUAUUUAGCCAACUGCAUUGCAGUAACGAAACGGUGCAUGAUCCUAGCGAACUGGAAUGAGUUAAUAGAAGUCUUGAAUAUACAAAUAUACAUAUAUCCCCGAAUUCAAAAAUAAAUACAUAUAUACAUACAUACAUAUAUAAAAAAAUGUUAACGCGUUC